Messenger RNA from Taeniopygia guttata (zebra finch), 7626 nucleotides. RefSeq names its product laminin subunit gamma 1 (gene LAMC1). The record is from RefSeq and is a predicted model, not a curated record. Lineage: Eukaryota; Metazoa; Chordata; Aves; Passeriformes; Estrildidae. Gene Ontology annotation, biological process: tissue development; animal organ morphogenesis; axon guidance. Gene Ontology annotation, cellular component: basement membrane.
GCCGGGCCUCGCCCGUCUCAGCCCGCGGCCGGCGCGGAGCGGUGGCACCCGGCGAGCGAGCGAGACCCUGCGUGCCCUCGCUGGCUGCCGCAGCCCCGCCAUGGGGGCCGGCGGCGAGCGCUGGGCGCUGUGGCUGUGGGUGCUGUGGCUGUGGGUGCCCGCGCGGUGCGGCGCUGCCAUGGACGAGUGCGCGGAGGAGCGGAGCGGGCGGGCGCAGCGCUGCAUGCCCGAGUUCGUGAACGCGGCGUUCAACGCGACGGUGCUGGCCACGCACACGUGCGGGACGCCGGCCGAGGAGUACUGCGUGCAGACCGGGGUCACCGGCGUCACCCAGUCCUGCCACCUCUGCGACGCCGCCCAGCCGCACCUGAGCCAUGGCGCCGCCUUCCUCACCGACUACAACAGCCCGGCCGACGCGACCUGGUGGCAGAGCCGCACCAUGCUGGCCGGCGUGCAGCACCCCACCGCCGUCAACCUCACCCUGCACCUCGGAAAAGCCUUUGACAUCACGUACGUGCGCCUCAAGUUCCACACGAGCCGGCCCGAGAGCUUUGCCAUCUACAAGCGCACAAAGGAGGACGGCCCUUGGGUGCCCUACCAGUACUACAGUGGGUCCUGUGAGAGCACCUACCACAAAAUCAACCGUGGCUUCAUCCGCACUGGCGAGGACGAGCAGCAGGCGCUCUGCACCGAUGAGUUCAGCGACAUCUCCCCUCUCACCGGAGGCAAUGUGGCCUUCUCAACGCUGGAGGGGCGGCCCAGUGCCUACAACUUUGACAACAGCCCUGUGCUGCAGGAAUGGGUGACAGCUACAGAUAUUAGAGUGACCCUCAACCGUCUGAACACAUUUGGAGAUGAAGUUUUCAAUGACCCAAAAGUUCUCAAGUCUUACUACUAUGCAAUUUCUGAUUUUGCUGUGGGUGGUAGGUGCAAAUGCAACGGGCACGCGAGUGAGUGUGUGAAGAAUGAGCUUGGGAAGCUGGUCUGCAACUGCAAGCACAACACCUUCGGGGUGGACUGUGAAAAGUGCCUUCCCUUCUUCAACGACCGCCCGUGGAGGAGAGCGACGGCGGAGAGUGCCAACGAGUGCCUGCCGUGCGACUGCAACGGGCGGUCCCAGGAGUGCUACUUCGACCCCGAGCUGUACCGCGCCACGGGCCACGGCGGCCACUGCACGGCCUGUGCCGGCAACACCGACGGGCCCCGCUGUGAGCGCUGCCGGGACAGCUUCUACCGCCUGGCCAGCGACCAGGGCUGUCUGCCCUGCAGCUGCAACCCCGUCGGCUCCCUCAGCACGCAGUGCGACAGCUAUGGCCAGUGCAGCUGCAAGCCUGGUGUGAUGGGGGACAAGUGUGACCGGUGCCAGCCAGGGUUCCACUCCCUCUCCGAAGCUGGGUGCAGGCCCUGUUCUUGCAAUGCUGCUGGCAGCACAGGGGAGUGCAACGUGGAGACAGGGCGGUGUGCGUGCAAGGACAAUGUGGAAGGAUUCCACUGUGAGAGAUGCAAACCUGGAUUUUUCCAUCUGGAUUCCUCCAAUCCAAGAGGCUGUACUCCCUGCUUCUGUUUUGGACACUCUUCAGUCUGCACCAGUGCUGUGGGCUACAGCAUCUAUAGCAUCACGUCCAACUUUGAGUUUGGAGAGGAUGAGUGGCAUGCUGAGCAGCGUGAUGGCUCAGAAGUCUUGCUGCAGUGGAGUGCUGAGACCCAGGACAUCUCCGUUAUCUCAGACACCUACUUCCCCAUGUACUUCGUUGCACCACGCAAGUUCUUGGGCAACCAGGUUUUGAGUUACGGGCAAAACCUGACCUUCUCCUUCCGUGUGGACAGGCGAGACACGCGCCUCUCUGCAGAGGACCUGGUGCUGGAGGGGGCUGGGCUGAGAGUGUCGGUGCCUCUCAUUGCCCAGGGCAACUCCUACCCCAGUGAGAAUGUGCAGACCUACACCUUCAGGCUCCAUGAGGCUGCAGAUUACCCGUGGAGGCCUGCUCUUACAGCAUUUGAAUUCCAAAAGCUUCUGCACAACUUGACUUCCAUCAAGAUCCGUGGGACAUACAGUGAGAGAAGUGCCGGCCACCUGGACGAUGUCACCAUCACGAGUGCUCGCCCCGGACCCGGCGUGCCUGUGGCCUGGGUGGAGAGCUGCUCGUGUCCCGUGGGAUACGAGGGGCAGUUCUGUGAGCGCUGCACCUCUGGGUACCGCCGGGAGACCCCAGGCCUCGGGCCCUACAGCCCCUGCGUGCCCUGCGCGUGCAACGGGCACAGCGAGACCUGUGAUCCCGAGACGGGCAUGUGCAAUUGCAGGGAUAACACGGCGGGGACGCACUGUGAGAAGUGCAGCGAUGGGUAUUACGGCGAUGCCACAGCCGGCACAGCCUCGGACUGCCAGCCCUGCCCGUGCCCAGGCACCUCGAGCUGUGCCAUUGUGCCCCGCACCAAGGAGGUCGUGUGCACCAGCUGCCAGGCUGGCACUACAGGCAAGAGGUGUGAGCUGUGUGAUGAUGCCUAUUUCGGAGACCCACUGGGCAGAAAUGGUGCUGUGAGGCCCUGCCGCCUGUGCCAGUGCAACAACAACAUUGACCCCAAUGCCGUGGGCAACUGCGACCGCCAGACCGGAGAGUGCCUCAAGUGCAUCUACAACACCGCCGGCUUCUACUGUGACCGCUGCAAGGAUGGCUUCUUCGGGAACCCCCUGGCCUCUGACCCCGCUGACAAGUGCAGAGCUUGUCACUGCAAUCCCUACGGCACAGUGAAUCAGCAGACAAUCUGCAAUCAAGUGACUGGGCAGUGUGAGUGCUUGUCUCACGUCACUGGGAGGGACUGCAGUGCCUGUGAGCCUGGAUUCUUCAACCUCCAGAGUGGACGUGGCUGUGAGAGGUGCAACUGCCACGCGCUGGGCUCCACCAGCGGGCAGUGUGACAUCCGGACGGGGCAGUGCGAGUGCCAGCCAGGCGUCACCGGCCAGCAGUGUGACAGCUGUGAGAGCAACCACUUCGGCUUUGGCUCUGAAGGCUGCAAACCCUGCGACUGUGAUCCUGAGGGCUCGCGGUCCCUGCAGUGCCGGGAGAACGGUCACUGCGAGUGCAAGGAGGGCUUCGUGGGGAGCCGCUGCAACCAGUGUGAGGAGAACUAUUUCUACAACCGCUCGUGGCCAGGCUGCCAGGAGUGUCCAGCCUGUUACAGACUAGUGAAAGAUAAGGUGGCAGAGCAACGUCAAAGGCUGCAGGAGUUGGAAAAUCUUAUAGCAAAUCUGGGUACCAGAGAAGAAACUGUAACUGAUGAAGCCUUCGAAGAGCGGUUGAAGCAGGCAGAGAGAGAAGUUACAGAGCUGCUCCAUGAAGCACAAAAGAGCAAAGACGUAGAUCAGGGCCUCAUGGAUCGUCUCAAAGACAUCAACAGCACCUUAGUGAGUCAGCUCAACAGGCUGAGGAACAUCCAGGGCACAGUGCAGGAGACGGAGAGCCUGGCGGAGCAGGCCCGGGUGCGGGUGGAGGACACGGAGGACCUGAUCAGCAUGGCUUCUGACAUGCUGGAGAAGGCCAAGAUGGCAGCUGACAACGUGUCCAUUACACCUCCAGAGCAAAGCGGGGACCCCAACAACAUGACUCUGCUGGCAGAAGAGGCCCGUAAGCUGGCAGAAAGGCAUAAAAAGGAAGCUGAUGAGAUUGUUCGCACAGCCAAGGCUGCAAAUGAUACUUCCACGGAAGCGUAUCAACUGCUGCUGAAGACGCUGGCUGGAGAAAACCAAACUGCAAUUGAUAUUGAUGAGCUCAAUCAGAAGUACAAUCAAGCAAGGAAUAUUUCUCGAGACCUAGAGAAACAGGCCAACAAGGUGCUUGCGGAGGCAGAGGAAGCUGGAAACAGAGCCCUGCAGAUAUAUGCUAAUCUCACCAGCCUGCCUACUGUGGAUUCCACGGGGCUAGAGAAUAAAGCAAAUAAGAUCAAGAAGGAAGCAGAGGAGCUGGAUCAACUAAUUGCCAGGAAGCUAAAGGAUUACGAGGACUUGAGAGAAGAUAUGAAAGGAAAGGAGCUAGAAGUAAAGAACCUCUUGGAGAAAGGGAAGACAGAGCAGCAGACUGCAGACCAGCUGUUGGCACGAGCAGAUGCAGCAAAAGCCCUGGCUGAAGAAGCUGCUCGGAAGAGCAGUGGCACGCUACAGGAGGCCAAUACCAUUCUCAGGAACCUGAAAGACUUUGACAGGCGGGUGAACGAUAACAAGACAGCAGCCGAGGAGGCACUGAAGAAGAUCCCUGCCAUCAGCCAGACCAUUGCAGAGGCCAACAACAAGACUCACCAGGCAGAGCUGGCACUGGGCAACGCUGCUGCUGAUGCCCGUGAGGCCAAGGCCAGAGCAGAUGAUGCUGAGAAGAUUGCCAGCUCUGUUCAGAAGAGUGCUGCUGCUACCAGAGCCGAAGCCGACAAGACCUUUGCUGAUGUGACAGGACUGGCCAGGGAAGUGGAUGACAUGAUGAAGCAGCUGCAGGAUGCAGAAAAGGAGCUGAAGCGGAAGCAGGCCGAUGCUGAGCAGGAUAUGAAGAUGGCAAAUGAGGCCUCACAGGCUGCCCAGGAGGCAGAAGACAAUGCAAGAAAAGCUAAGAACUCCGUGAACAGCCUGCUCACUGUCAUUAAUGACCUGUUGGAUCAGCUAGGGCAACUGGAGACAGUGGACUUGAACAAACUGAAUGAAAUUGAAGGUACCCUGAACAGUGCCAAAGAUCAGAUGAAAGACAGUGACCUGGACCAGAAAGUGUCUUUCCUUGAGAGAGAAGCCAAGAAGCAAGAUGAUGCGAUACAGGCCUACAACAGGGACAUUGAAGAGAUCCUGAAGGACAUUAGCAACCUGGAAGACAUCAGGAAGACUCUGCCAUCUGGCUGUUUCAACACCCCGUCCAUUGAGAAACCCUAAGGGUGCGCUGGGGGUGGGGGGAAUCGCCCUGGUGAGUGGUGGUUCAGCCAUGGAGUGCCUUAACACACGUUACCUUCUCCAAAUCCCCAACUCUUCGCUGCUCGCAGCCACUGUUUCCUUUCACAUCAGGAUAAGUUGAAAGUUUUUUUUUUUUUUUUUGUUGGUUUGGUUUUUUUUCCCCUUGGUUUUUUGUUUUGUUUGUUUUGUUUGGGUUUUUUUGGGGUUUUUUUAUUUGUUUGUUUCUUUGGGGUUUUUUUUGAGAAGCAAAUUAAAUAUCCGUCUUUGGGCAUCAAAGGGGUUUUUUAUAUAGAUUGUUUUCCUGAGCACUCCACAUUUGCCCCUUCCUCAGACACAGUUUCCCUUUGAUUAGUGCAAGGAUGAGAGAUGCUCUGGACUCUUUAUACUGUGGUUCAGAAAUAACCAUGUGAGCUGUAUACAGCAAGGCAAAACUAACACAACUUUCUCUCCUGUCUUCUCCCUUUGACUGUAAAAUCCUCAGUCCUGGAGCUCUUUGUCCCUGUGAAGGAAGGGGAUGGCUACCAAAGUAUUACUGUAAUGGCCAGUAUAGCUGCACUCAAUUCAGAUCUUUCUUCCCAACUUCUAACCCUGUGAAUUUAUUUUUUUUCAUCAUUAUGUAGUGGCCAAUCCAACAGUGUUGGUAGCCUUUGGCAAAAUAGUUGAAGCCUCUUUCUGAAAUGCUUUCUGUGAUGAGGCAUUGCUGUGAGCAAAAGGCAGCCUCUGAUUAGGGAUCUUUGGGAAGAUGGGAUACUGGUGGAGUGGUGGGUCUUACCAGCCCCACUUCUGUUUUGUGGAGAAGUUUUGGGUCUGGUCUGAAAGCUGCUACCUGCUGGCUAGUCCAGACUGCCAGAGUGUGGAAGCCACGAGCUGCAUUCCCAUCUGUUGCUACUGAAUUUCCAGAGGAUCUGGUUUUCUGGGCUUGGAAUGUCAGACCAAUGAGUUUGUUGAAGCAGGACGAGUCCUGCUGAAGAGGAGAGCUGCCAUCCAGAGAGUUCUGACAGCUGCACUGGCCUCCAUGCUGAAUGUCUUUGGGUGGGGAAGGAAGGGGGCACAUCAGUGGAAAUGGAAAGGUCUUUUUUAUCUCCCCCUCUUUUUCCUGAAGGAGGACAGUGAGAUUUGUAUCUCUCCAUCCGUUGCUCUGGCCUUUUUCCUGUUUUAAAGCCAGGAGGAAGAGCUGGAAUUUCCUGGUGCCCUCCUUUCUUUUUGCCUCCAGAUCUCCCAGUCACUGUAAAGCUGCCACAGCACAGGGACCUCAGGCCAGGCUCGGUGGCAGCUCUGCCUUUACACCACUCCCACGGCUUCCCCGCAGGCUCCCUCCCCAGGCAGUGCUCGCUGCUGCUGGAGUGGGGGGAGCCCCCUGCUCCCAGACAAGAGCAUCCUCUGCAGCUUCCUCCUUGCCUCCAGCCUGGCAUCCCUCCCCCUUUCCCUAAGAUCCAGUAUAUAGCUAUCCUUAAACACUAUGCAACUUUGUACGUUUGCGUAGCGGGGAAGAAAUUAUUAUCUGACACACACUGGUGCUAUUAAUUAUUUCAAAUUUAUGUUUUUUGUGUGAAUGUGAUUAUAUUUUUUUUCCAUUUUUUAUCAUGAUUAUAGUGUGAGGAAGUCUCUCGUGUGUGUGUAUGUGUGUGUAAAUAUACUCAGCCAGAUUUCCAGAGUGGCACAGCCUGGCCUCCUCUAUGUGCUUUCCCCUGUAGCCAUUGGGGCAGGUGCACCGUGUAUCGCUUCUCUCUGUAUCAUUCCCUUCAAACUUGGGAUUUCUCCUAGCUGGGCUCCUGCUUGUUUCCCUCCACUGUAUCCCCAGCACCCAUCCAUAACCACUUUGCCUGUCGGGUGGAUGCUUUCCAGCUCUGUCUCCAAAGCCAGCCCUGCUCCCCAUGGUGCCUGCAGCACCCAAUCCUGUGUCCCUUGUCCCCUGGGAUGCUGUGCCAGGAGUGGAGCAGGGGCUGUGGCUUUGCAGCUGAGCUGUGAGGAGCUGUAACACUGUUGGGAGACCGGACCAGCGCUGAGGUGGUCAGAGAGCUGCAUUUGGGGACAUCUUGAUACCACUGUGCAGGGCAGGAGGCUUGGUGCAGGCAGUGCUGCUGGGCAGGGGGUGUUCCCAGCAAACUCUGCAUGGCUCUUGUAUCACUUCCCUUAAUGAUUGUGGGAUUUCCCUCCUGCCUGGAAACACCUCUGGAGGAGAGCUCCCUGUGCCUGCACACACAGGGACACUGGGUCGCUCUGGGAAAAUAGCUGUGACCACAUCACCUCUGCCAAGGCUGUGAGAAGAGCAGAUGUGUGCAUGCCCUGGCUAACCUCAGGCCUUAGGUUUCCUGCUCUCUUGUGUUUUGUUUUUUUUUUUUUUUUCUUAAGCAGUUUUUAACAGAAUUUUAUUUUUAAAUAAAAAAAAAAUCUUUAUAAGCGAUCUGUUAAUCAGUACUGCAUUACAGCCAUUAUUCAUUGUAUAAGUCCAGUUAUUUCUUUACGUAAUGUGAUGAUGUGACAGCUGCUGGUGGAGUGCUGGGUGUCAUGGGUGACACGUGACAUCCCUUCAUCACCUUAUUCCUGACUGUGGCCCCCUCAGUAUGUGCCUUCACUCCAGCUUUUUUUGCCUUAAUCUGUGGUCUUGCUGUCUGGGGCGGUGAACAAAAUGCAACACUUGCAGUUUUUAUGUAUAAAACAGUAUUUCUUAUUUAUAAUAAAGUCUGAAUAUUUGUAACCCCUUA